Messenger RNA from Dermatophagoides farinae (American house dust mite), 1925 nucleotides. NCBI's taxonomy places the organism in Eukaryota, Metazoa, Arthropoda, Arachnida, Sarcoptiformes, Pyroglyphidae. The record is from RefSeq and is a predicted model, not a curated record.
GAAAAUUCUUCAUUGCAUGUGAUUCUUCGAAUUCUUUCACGAAUGAUUGUAUUUUUUCAUCAUAAUUUCAUAUAUUUUCAUAUAAUUAAUUAAUUAUGGCAAGUAAUUCAUUAAAAAUUUUAAUUGCCGGAAGCGUCAAAGGUCAAUAUGAAAAACUUUUCAAACGUGUUGCAGAUGUAAAUCGAAAAGCCGGACCAUUCGAUUUAUUACUUUGUGUUGGUGAUUUUUUCGGCACUGAUAUCGUUGCUUAUAAUGAAUUGAUAAAUGGUUCAACAGAAUUGCCAAAUGUACCUACCUAUAUUCUUAGUCGUAUUCCUCAUCAACAAAUGCUACAAUUUCAUCCGAAUUUAAAUGAAUUUGAUCAAGGAUGUGAAUUAAUCGAUGGUGUUACAUUCUUAGGUCGUGCUGGUGUACUAACAACAAGUCUUGGUCUUCGAAUUGCCUAUUUGAACGGACGAUAUCGUAAAUCAUCGACCAAUAAUAAUAAUGAUGAUGAUGAUGAUAAAGAUCUUGAUUAUUUCACUGACAAAGAAUAUGAAUCAUUGAUGAUGUCAUGUCAAAGUUCAUCCGAUGUAAUUGAUAUAUUAUUGACAAUUGAAUGGCCUAAAAAUGUUUUCAAUCAUACUGGCGUCGAUGUUGAUGAUUCUAUCAUGGCCAUGAUCGAUGAUUCUAGUUCAUUGAAAAUUUCUCAACUUUGUAAUUCUUUAAGACCUCGUUAUCAUUUUGUUGGUGGUCUAGUUGAUUGGCAUUUUGAACGUGUACCAUAUCGUAAUCAUAAAGUAUUAAUUGAUACAGCUCGUAAUGUUACAAGAUUAUUAUCGAUGGCAAAUGUUAAUAAUGUUAAAAAAAUGAAAUGGAUUUAUGCUUUUAAUAUGGUGCCUAGUCGUUAUCUAACAGCGCAAGAAAUUGCCUCACAACCAGCUGGUGUUACUGAAAAUCCUUAUCGUAACGCUUUGCAAGAACAACGUGAACAAGAUACAAUCGAACAAGAUCAUUCAAAUCAAUUCCGUUAUGAUCUUAGCCAAAACCGUAGUAAUAAUGACAAUAAUGGCAGAAAAUUCAAUGAUAAACGUAAACGUUCUGAUAAUCAUCCUCAUCAUCGCCAAGAAGAUCAUCGACAUCGGCAACAAAAAGAACGGAAAACAAAUGAUGUGAUUGAACAACAAAAUUGUUGGUUUUGUUUAGCCAGUCCAGAUGUGGAUAAAUCAUUAAUCGUAUCGAUUGGUGAUCAUUCUUAUCUAGCAUUGGCUAAAGGUGGCCUGACCGAUGAUCAUAUGAUGAUAUUACCAAUAGAACAUAUACGAUCAACGGUUGAAAUCAAAAAUAAUGAUCUACGUGAAGAAAUUGAAAAAUUUAAACAAUCUUUAAAGCAAUUUUAUCAACAAAAAUCAAUGAUUCCAAUAUUUUUUGAAAGAAAUUUUAAAAGUGCACAUUUUCAAAUACAAGUAUUGGGAUUACCUCAGACAAAAAUAUCAUCAUUACGGCAAGCCGUGGAUGAAGUAUUUGAAAAAUUUGAAUGUCAUGAAAUAUUGUUAAAAGAUGAACUUGAUGAUAUGAUCACAGAAAAUGUACCAUAUUUUUAUUUCGAAUGUCCAGAUCAUUAUAAAUUCGUUGUACGUAUACAAGUGAAACGAGAAUUUUUUCCUAUACAAAUCGGCCGACAAUUGAUGGCUCAUAAAUUAUUAUUGAAUUGUCCUGAACGUAUUGAUUGGAAAUAUUGUGCACGAAAUGUUACAAAAUCAGCAACUGAACUAGCACAUACUAUACGAGAAAGUUUUCGUCCAUUUGAUUUCACAUUAUAAAUUUCUUUUUUUUUUGCUUCCAAGAAUAACAAUCUACGUAACGACGAUAUAAAAACUUGAUUCACAAUCGUUUCGCCAUCAACAACUAGCCAUCGUUUUCGAAAUCAUCUGUAACAACAACAA